This is a messenger RNA of Bombus terrestris (buff-tailed bumblebee), 13187 nucleotides long. It is a transcript of the gene Oatp74D, whose product is annotated as solute carrier organic anion transporter family member 74D. The coding region runs from base 4051 to 6276 and encodes 741 amino acids. The transcript is spliced from 14 exons. Gene Ontology annotation, molecular function: protein binding. NCBI's taxonomy places the organism in Eukaryota, Metazoa, Arthropoda, Insecta, Hymenoptera, Apidae. The record is from RefSeq and is a predicted model, not a curated record. Gene Ontology annotation, biological process: sodium-independent organic anion transport; transmembrane transport. Gene Ontology annotation, cellular component: membrane.
AUAAAAAUUGAAUAUAAAAUCUAAAAAUAUAGAAUUCUAGUAUUCCUGUAAUCCUAAGGAUAUUUUAAAACAAAAUUAUGAAUUUUCAUUGGAGAGGUCAGAAGGAAUCAGACGCUACGACCGAAACAUCUAUGACGACGCGGAGGUGUGACCUCCAUAAAGGUAAAGUAAAAAGAUGCACCUGUCAUUAUCGAGUGCAGUACGCGCGUGUCACCUGUAAUUUAAUCGGUCGACUCAUCUUGUCGACACUAGCGUUUUGUAAUAUGAGCUCGACAGGGCUACGUUUACUUGUCAGGAUACUGGAUACUGGAUGCUGGUAGAAACGCGGGGUACGGUGUAUCACAACACAUACACAACGAUGCACGCGUGCGCACACGUACGCAACUCAUAUACGGUUCUCGUCACCGGCUAGCCGGUAGGACAUUCGAUUUCAGUCGAAAGCGAAAACCCGCUUAGCCCGUUUAGUCGUGUUGUCGCGGCGUACCGUUUUAUAGUGCGGCAUUCUUAUGGGUGUUCUCCAUUUAUUCGUUGACUUCGGCUCAUCAUACUUCGGCCAGUCUGAGUGUUUGAGAUACUAUGAGACUUGCUCAAAUGUCGUUCGACUGCUGUGGUAACGGCGAAGCCGCCGGCAAGACGUUCGCGGAUGGCCUUGAGAAUGUGUCACGUAUUCCACGAGCAAUUUACGAUAGUUUUCUUCACGAUAUUGGCCAUUUCACGUAUGGGUACUGUUGGUUGUUCCUCGUCGUUGCUGUUCCUCUAUUAAUGGCCUUACGUAUGUUAGGCCGUGUUCACGUCACGCCGCCUAGAGACGUCAGACUUGAAGAGUAGCGCGAUCUUACGGAGCACGCAAGAGACUAUUUUUGUUUUGUUGUUUAAUCACCGGUGUAAAUACAUAAAUGCGGUUUCAGUCAGAUCGAAUAUAACGCCGUGACUCGUGAGUGCGGGGUACAUUCCUGCGAUUUCCUUUCGCCGUAUCUCAAUCCUCGACACGAUGUAAACAGUAUGGAAGGAGGAAUGGCGUCGUUCUGAUGGAUUUCUCGUGUCACGGUCCCUCUGAGUAUUAUCGUAUGUGGUUGAUGCGAUUCGGUUUGUCGCGCUCGAUUCUUCCAACAUCGUACUUUACUUGGUUAAUAUUGUACGUGAGUGUGUAGUGCCGAACAGUGGGUGACUAUGGUGUGUCGUCUGCUAAUGUUGCUGACACGAACGUCGCUCGAGAGAAACAACGGCGUCGCGUGGGGGAGGAAUGAAUGAACGUGAAGAGGACGAUCGAGGUGUGGCGGGAGGGGAUGCGACGACCGUCGUGUUGUGACGGCCUGCUGCCUGCUUGCCGAUUUGUAUCGAGCCGGAGCAUCCGUCCGUCGUUGGAGAAAAGCAAUGUGAAUGAAAAGACGAAUGUCAAGUCACGAUCGAAAGGAAUUCCACUCUACGACUAAAUCAGGGAAUUUUCUAUCCCUUAGACGGUCGUGGCCAUGGUUGCAUAGCCAGAAUUCGCGGGUAAAUUCUGAAAAGCUACGGUGUCCACAGCGAUGAGCAUAAACAUGGAAGUUGCGCGAGCCUCGGUCAGCUUCAACGCGAUGCUAUGAUCAGCAUUACGACUACACAGUACUUUCACUCGAAUUCUCGGGUUUUUUUCGCGCCGGCUUUCUGUAUACGAAACAGGAUAGAGAGAGAGAGAGAGAGAGACUAGUGUAUCGUUCCGUUAAAACACUCGGUACGAUAGAUUUCCGUGGGCAAAACAGUUAAAGGAGGCCGCGCAAAAACGCAGCAGCGUUGGCAGCCAUUGAAAAAGGGGGCAGGAUCGAGCGGAGCGAUCGAGCAGCUGCCAGGAUUCGGAUCCCGAUCCUCCGAAGGGCCGCGUAAACGCGCAUCAGGGACUCAUUCCCUCGUCCGAGAUUCGUCUGGAACGCAGAAAGAGGGGUGGGUAAGUAGGGUGAGAACGAUGAUCGCAGAGGGGAUGGGUGGCCGUGUGGAACAGCAGUCUGGCCAGUUGAUUACGAUGCCGAAACGAGUGGCGGGCCAUCUCUCCAACCAGUUUCGGACAGUGUCUUCGGGUCGAACGAGGCCUGUGUAGUUUGGUGGAGAGACGCCAGGCUUCUUUGGCCGCUGCUCGUCGGACGAAGACCGAUAGAAACGAAGGGGAAAAGGUAAGAAAGGAAGAAGGAAAGAAAACGUGGACGAAGAGGAGACUCAGAGCGAAGAAGAGUGAGAGAAGCAGGGAGAGCAGCAGCAGCAGCAGCGGCAGCAGCAGCAGCAGCGAGCAGCCAGCAGCGCAAGAAGAGACGGAGGAGGCGACAGCCGAGCUUAAGUUUCGGUUUCGUUCGUUUCGCGCCUGCUCCGCGUCGAACGGGAGCCGAGAGUGAGCGCGGCGGAGAGAGAGAACCGGCGUACGAGAGAGCGAGAGGAGCUGCAUCAUCGGAGUAACAGAGAGAGCGAGAAAGAGGCGUCGUCCGAGCGAACGAGACACAGCAGGCUGGCAGAAGGAGAGAAUCGAAGAGAUAGGAAAAUGGGAUAGGAAGAAGAGAGAAGGAAAAGCGAUUGGUGGCGGUGGAGGCGGCGGGAGGGCGAAGAGAGGACGAGUGCAACGCGUGAGUGAAAGACAGAACGCGGCAGCCAGGGGUUGGAGAGAGAGAGAGAGAGAGAGAGAGAGAGUGAGGCGGCAGUCGAGGCGAACAGACUUCGCCGGCGCUCUGCUCCCAAUAACGACUCUCGCCCUCGGUCAGUCGCGCGCGAACCGCGGAGCCGCGAGCAUCUCUCCGUUUCUCUCUCGCUCUGCUCUCGGCAGGAUAUCUACGUUUCGAGCCGCGUGCACGUGCGAACCCGGGGGACGCGAGAGCGUAACGGAGCGAGGGAUCGAGUCGAACGUGUACACAGGGGGCUUACUCGAGUCCGGUCACCGCUCGAACGAACCACGCUGCUCGCGGAUUCCUGAUCUAAAGAGCGACAGGUGAACGAAAAUCUGGGAGGCUCGACCAGCAUUGUCCGCACGUUUCGCACGAUUGUACGUCGUUCAGAGAGACAUGUCGGUGCUUACGGGGAAUCGCAGCUAGAAGGUAAUUAAAACGAUAGCAAGGGCAGACGAUACAGCGAAGGGAAGGAAGAUGAAACGGUCCGUUUGCGAAUGUUCAACCACGUAGGACAUUGACUGACUUGCGCGAGAUUCUCGAGGGAAGAUCGGUGCUACAUCGAAUCGAAGAAGCUUGUGGCGAGGGUGAAAAGGGACGGAUAAAGACUGUCUGGACAGGGACUGGAUCCCGGGGGAGUCUGCCGUCGAGGAGGAGAAACGACUUGGUUUUCGGGGUUAUCUCAUGGUGGGAUUGUCGCGGUAUCGACGUGGUAAUCGCGCCGCGAGUGGUGCUCGCUGCAUCCGGAGAUACAGGCAGCUGGUGAUCGAGUGAGAGAAGAGAAGAGCGGAAAGCGGUCGCACAAAGUGACAAGCGGCAGCGAGCGCGUGGUAUAUAAAAGUGCGAACUGGUGGAGCGCGCGCGCGAGCGCGACCGAGCGAGUUACCGGGCGGUUCGAGGCUGCCAGUGGCCCGCGGACCAAGAAGAAGAAGAGGAAGAAGAAGAAGAAGAAGAGGUUGAAACAGAGGAAGACGGAGAGGAAGAGGAAGAGGAAGGGUGGGAGAGGUGCACACACCAUAGAGGACAACGCUGUUGCUAUUUUCGAGCCCGCCAAAUAUCUCGACGCACGGUGCUGCUCGGUGCUGUCUGCGCUGGCCCUGCUACGCUCUUUCUUCGGCCCCGUCCACGUUCCUCCAAAGCGCAGCGAUUCUGCGCCGAUGACGCAUGGCCCUGACCAAACAGGGGGACAGAAAGAGAGAAAGAGAGGGAAAGAGCGUGAAAGAGAAGCCACACGCAGAGCGGGAGAAGGAGCGAGAGAACGGCGUGUAUGACAGGUUGACCGUUCGAAUGAAAGUCGUUUGAACGGUCGUGAGAGUCCUCCCACGAGGAAGAAUCCCGGCUAGAGGGUGCGAACGGGUGCUAGGACAGGGUAGAAAGACGGAAGAGAAGAGGACAGGAACGAAACGUCGAUUGAUCGCCGUAUGAUAUAAUGGCAGGCGAGGAUACUCAGAUCCUGGCGAAUGGGAACGUCGAAGCGCUGACGAUAAUUCCACCGAAAAUGGCGAAUGGCAAUGGACUGAUUUGCGGGAAGCAGCACAACAACAACGGCUCGAUACCAAACGGGAAGUUACACGAAAUCGGUGCAGCUGAAAACGGAAAGUUGAUAAUGUCUGACGAGAAAUCGAGCAGUCUUCACACGGAGUUCGACGAUGCGGACGUGUCUUGCGGCUGGGGCCCGUGCAGGCCACACUGGCUUCAGUAUUUCGCCACGAAGCAGGCCUUCCUGGUCACCUUCUGCAUCACCUGGGUCCUCCAGGGAAUGUACUACACGUACUUCGUCUCGGUGAUCACGACGAUCGAGAAGCUGUUCCAGAUUCAGUCAAAGACCACCGGUAUUAUAAUGUCAGCGACGGAGAUCGGCCAGAUCGGUUCCUCUCUCCUGCUUACGUACUACGGGGGCCAAGGUCACCGGCCUAAGUGGAUCGCUUGGGGCAUGAUCCUGUUCGCAGUGAGCUCGUUCACCUGCUCGAUGCCCCAUUUCAUCUUCGGUGAACAGCUGAUCCAUCAGAACGAGAUGUUUUUCAGCGGUUUCGAGGGUGGCGACCCAAACAACACCCAUCCUAUUCCCGCGAAUCUUUGCAAACUGCAAGAACGAUCAGAGAAUGCUACGCUGGAUAGUUGGAUCUCGUCCACGACGCCGGCUCAAAUGAAUGCGAUGAAUUACUGCAAGGGUGACUCGUUGACGGAGCAGAGGAUACAAAGUAAAAUAACUACAGUGGUCCUGGCUAUAUUUUUUGUCUCCUUGUUGGGCGUUGGAAUGGGUCAGACGGCAGUCUACACCCUUGGUAUUCCUUAUAUCGACGACAAUGUGGCCAGCAGAGAAAGCCCACUCUAUUUCGCGAUUACGAUCGGAGUGAGGAUCCUCGGACCAGCCCUAGGCUUCAUUCUAGGCUCAUUGUGCACGAUGAUUUACGCGGAUUUGUCGGCGAAUCCGCAAAUCACGCCGACGGAUCCAAGAUGGGUGGGAGCAUGGUGGCUUGGUUUGGUGCUAAUAUCCGCCAUGCUGAUGCUGGUCAGUAUAGGAAUGUUCGCAUUCCCGACGCGACUGCCCGCGAGCAGAACACCGCCGAAACGGGCGGAUGCGAAAAAGCCUAGUCUCCGAGACUUCCCUAAAGCGGUGAAGAGGCUGUUGAAGAACGACAUUCUUAUGUUCCGGACGGCCAGCAGCGUGCUGCACAUCCUACCGAUCGCCGGCCUCUACACCUUCCUGCCAAAGUACCUCGAGAGCCAAUUUCGCUUGCCAGCUCAUCAUGCGAACAUGAUCUCAGGUGUCGGUGGUAUUUUAGUAAUGGGUCUGGGUAUUAUAAUUAGCGGAGUGUUUAUCCUGAGGGCAAAGCCUAACGCCAGGUUCGUCGCAGCCUGGAUCGCCUUCACAGCGAUAGUUUACGCGAUCGGCAUGGGCGUGCUGAUGUUCAUCGGUUGCCCGAUGGACGAUUUCGCUGGUCUCGUUUCGCAUUCCAACGGAUUGUCCAGCUUCGAGCCGGUCUGCGAGGCUACCUGCGACUGCGUUCGAAACAAAUUCAGUCCGAUUUGCAGUGCUGAUGGGAAAACUUAUUUUUCCGCGUGUCACGCGGGUUGUUCCAAUUACACGGUCGUCGAUGGCAAGGUAGCUUCGUUUUACAACUGCCAGUGCAUCGGGACGAAUCUAACGACACCGGAAACGACCAACACCGCGACGAUCGGUUACUGCGAGCUCGAGUGCAGUAACUUUUGGGUUUAUAUGAUCCUGUUCUCGGUGUUCGUUUUCAUCCACUCGACCAGCGAGGUGGGCUCCAUGCUGUUGAUCUUACGGUGCGUGGAUCCACGGGACAAGGCGAUGGCUUUGGGGCUUAUACAAUUCGCCAUCGGCCUCUUUGGUAACGUCCCGUGUCCAAUCGUUUAUGGUGCUGUGGUGGACUCCGCUUGUCUCGUAUGGGAAUACGCUUGCGGCGAGCGAGGUGCCUGCUGGCUUUACGACUCGAAUGUCUUUAGAAUGUUCUAUCAUGGUACCACAGGCGGAAUCCUGAUCCUUGCGUUCGUGGUGGACAUAGUGGUGUGGUACAAGGCAGGGAGCAUUAGCUUCGUGGAGGAGCAGGACGUGGAGGAGGGCACUGUUGAAGAAAUGGCCACCCUGAAGUCGCAGGACGCGCAAGCGGUGGACAACGACUAUUUGUGAAAGAGUCCCGGCCGACUUCGAUGGUAUCUCAUCAAGCAUAGGCCUGAAUCUAGCGUCGUAAACCGGGACAAAGCGUGACGAGCCGUUCCUAACUGACGAGAACUCGGUGCCAGUAGCACGCCGGAGGUUUAAGACCGGGGCGAUCUGUAUCGAUCUUCGCGUGUCACAUUCGCCGGCCGUUUUUCCUUUUUUUUUUUUUUUUUUUUCGAUGGGUUUCGUUUUUGGAAACCUACGGCUAGAACCCGGUUGCCUCUUUAACGACGUGAAGGAGCAAGGAUUCAAGAGGGAACGACGACAGUGGUGUUCGCGUCGAUCGCCUUUCGAAACUCGAAGAGAGUCCAGAAUCAAGAUGAGAUAGGACGACGAAUGAACUGUUGAAGGAGGCGGUGCUCGGCCACGGAAAUGCCCGUAGUUUCCGAAGGGCUAUGCCGAGGUUUCGAACAAGUGCAUCGAGGGACGAAGAAAGAAACGUGUAAGAAGAAAAGGGGACGAGAAAAUGGGGAUCGAUGAUCAACGACUUGAUUUUUCUUGAGAAUGCGAUUCUUGGAGACGCGAAGAUGCGCCAUGAAGAAAAGAUCUUCCUGGUUGGUAUCAAAGAGCAACGAUUUGAAUUAGAGAUAAAGCGGUACGAGAUACAUCCGGAGGAGUGAGAGAGAAAGGGAGAUAUGGAGUAGAAACGUCUGGUAGUAUACGAGAAUUUUCGUGUUUGGAGAAGGGAAAGUGGGAUGAAGGAAAAUGCGAAACGAUGACCAAUACGGAUAACGGAAUCAGUACGGCACGCGAGGUUCUCGGAUCUUGGGCGAGCUUCUCUUAGGCACUACCGUCCGUGUUUCACUCUGCAGAUACAACUAGGCGUAGGCAAACUGUACGUACAAGCGAUUUACGAUGUGUGUAUGUGUGUCGGUAAUAUUUGUCUGGAACGAAAUACACGGUAUAUCUCGUUGUUUUUGAAAGAUCAUAAGGAUACAUUAAGAAUGGAAAAAAAGGGGAGAGAAUCUGGGAGCGAAUGGGGAAAAUAAGAAGAAUACAUAGGACAUAUUUUUUAGAUGAUUUGACGAUGAAAAUCUGGGCGAUAAAGAGAACAAAAAGUAACGUUAAUUAUUAAUAUUAAAGCAUUAGCAGAUACGACACACAGGGAGAAGAGCGACGACACAAACAAAAGAAAAGAAGAAAAAACAAAAAUAAAAUAGAAUGCAAGAGAAAAGAAAUAUGGAAGAAAAAUGAAGUUAAGAGGGGAAAAAGGCGGAUAAUCGAGAGCUGUAUUUUAAUAUGAUACAUUUUACACACUCGUGAGACACUCGUCAAUGUAUGCGCAUCUGCCGCCUGUGCUUCUAGUGCUUUGAGCGUUCAUUGUUUCUGAGUCCUUUUGAAUGGUCAACCUGAUCGUAUAUCAACCUUUUGUGUGUGUAAUAUUUCCCGUAGUAGUCUCUCUGUAGAUUUCGAAAGAUCGACCAUAAUGUCUCUCGGUUCCAAUGUUCCAACAAUAAAUUCGAAUUAAUUUCUAAUCGAAUCCAACUAAAACAUAUUUUUUAAAUUGGUAAAUUAUUAUUGCAGUAAUUGCUGGUGGGAUUUCAUAAUCAAAGGGUUAGAUGGACGAUCAGUGUAUUAGAUAGCUGCCGUAUAAGGCAACGAAACAAGAAAGAAAAACAAGAAUUGUUUCGGAGGGUAAAAGCAAGAAAGGGUAAAAUUAAAAACGCGCGCUUAAGGUACGCAUUAACCGCUAUGAAGUUUGCGAAUUAUUCGAUUCAGGGGCAUUGCUAAUAUAUUACAUCAUUUUACGUUUGCUUCAAGGAACGUUUGGCUGACAGCUAAAAUCCGUCAGAGUUGGAUGAUACGAAAGGGAAAAAGAACUAGUUAUCCUAAAAAAGUCAGAUAAUUUCGACUAAUCUCGUUAAAGAUGACGAGAGCGAGGAAUUAUAUUUUUGAAGAAUUUUAAUUUUGGACUGUUCUAUGUUAUUUCGUUGACCUACGCAAUCGGAGAACUAUUUUUGAAGAAAAAACGCGAAGCAGCGAUACGUUCAUAAUUUAUCCAAUUAAAUCUAUUUCUGGUUUUUCCUUGGAUUUUGUACUCUAUGUUUGGAACAUCUAUAUUCUCUAUAUAUCGAGUACUAUUUUUCAUACUUGAGUAAAAAAUUUCUUUGCAAAACCACUAAUUGUAGGCGAAUUAUGGCAACGACAGCCAAUUGUUUCUUCGAAACUCCAAAUAAAAAAGAUAUAGGUAUAUUAUAUAUAUAUAUCUAUAUACACAUAUAACGUUACAACAACUCUGAACAAAUCUUCAGAGUAGCAAACGUUCUGCUUUCAGUCCAGAAGAAAUAUUUUAAGAAGAAGAGAGGACGACUACUGAACAAAUUAUUUUUUUUUUCUUUUUUUUGUAUUAUCGUACCUCUUAUAAAAAAGACAACAGUUACAUAGAAAGAGUGUACUGUAAAAUUAACUUGAUUUUUUCCUGGAGACAGAAGCACCCUGGGAUUUCUUCUGGGCUACAGCAGAACGUAUACCUUAACCCUUUCGGUGUUGAAAAUAAUUGCUCGUAUUCUGCAUAGAACAAACCACCCACUCACCGGGAGGGUUGAACGUGUUACAUAUACCUAUACAUUGUACGUAUCGUGUGUGCAUGUGCGUGCGUGUACAGUUGUACCAGUAAAUCGUUGACGAUGCAAUUGAGAAAGGAUUGCACAGGGGCGGAUACGGCCUUCCGUGCGCCCGUUGAUCUCCAUCGAGAAUUGUAUUUUUGUAUUCGAAGCGACACAUAAUCUAUAUUUUAAUCGAUCACGAAUCGUAUAUAGAACAGCACGUAAUAACUUAGAGCCAAUUCCACCCUUUGAAGCGAUUCAUUUCUCGGGUUUCGAAUAUUACCAUUCGGUUCUAUUCACCGCAACGUCCUCUCUAUUUUACGUUCGUUCACUCAAGUGGAGGAACGAAGAGAAAGAGGAAAACGGUUCGAAGGUGUUACUUCGCUCUCUUCUUUCUUGGCGUUAAAUGCGUCAUGCGAUGAAUUGUAUCGCGUUGAUGCAAUCCUAUUCAACAUCGGUAACACAAUGAUCCAUGGUAUGUACUGAUCGAUCGUUUGGUUCUAAGGCUAAUCGAAACACUAACAUCGGAUACAACCAAAUGCAAGAAUAGAGAUGACAAUAUUUUCGCCAGCGAAAGUUAGGAAUGCUAAUGUUUACUGUGGUGGAAAGUUUAUCGCGUGAACGAUAACGUCAAGAAAGAGUUAAUAAUUUUAAGGGGAAAACAAGACAAAAGCAAAACUAUAAUCACAAAAUAAUUGUUUCACUUGGGAGUUAGUCCGGGGGGAUGAAGAACGCGUUUUAACCCUUGUAUUGGCAGAAGAAUUUUCGAUUCUCUUAGAAUUACGAAAGCAUUUUAGGAGUUCCAAGAUUUAUCCCACGAAACACGAUUACACGUAGACGUUAAGUAGAUGUUAGAGUGUUUGCAUGCAGUUUUAUGCGCAAAAUUCAUGCACGUUGCCCGGAGCAACAUUGCCAAACAAGGAGUUAAAACCGACAGCUCCAUCGUCGCGACUAUCAAAGAAAUUUCUAUAAGCUUUUCCUCUAUCGAUGCAGAGUCGACUCAUUGUCGGAUGGUGUAUUAAUUGAACAAGAUUUUAAACGGUGCAACACGGACUCCGUUAUCGAAAAACGACGAACAGAACUAUUUUGAACGAUUCGAAGCCGUGUGUACAAAUUCUACGCGCUCUUCUCUACGGUUCGACUUAUUUUUAACCGCUUUUACAAUCCUUUUUCCAUCGGCGGAACGGUUAGAGGUUUCCAAGAGACAGUCCGUCGUCCCAUGUGUCCGUCACAGAGAUAUUUUUCUUGCGGAUGAAUUUGGAAAGGAAAGCAUAACGACGACACAUGUCUCUAUUUUCCAAGAAAGUCGCGAACCAGAGCUGUAUCUCGACGAGGCGCUCUCUAGGUUCUUGCAUUCUGUUUUAAUACGCGUUCUUCGGCUCGAUAACAAAAUAGUAUGAAUGAACGAAAUUUUUUGACCACGAACAGAUUAGGGUGAAGUGUUAUUUAGUUAUUUUAGUUUAAUUUCCUUCUCGAAGGGCAAAAUAAGAUGAAGAGGUAGAACUCGAUGAAUGGUGUGUACUUGUGCGUUUGCCUUUCAGUGCUCGAUAUACAUCACUGUAUAUUACAUGUACGAUAGAGCUGUACAUAUAGGAAAGUACAAUAAUUGCCAAAAUAAUCAUGGCGUGGAGCGACAGAGUCUCAGUCUUUAUUCCGUGUGUUGCGCCAGUCGGUACAUCUGCAAGAUGGGCAAACGAUUCUUUGCGAAUCCAUUACGAAUUUUACCCACGAAGCGAGUACUUGGAUAUCGGAUUCGUGCGAGUGUAAAUUUUAUCCGAAAAUCUUUAACUUUGACGAGGAUUUUAAACGUAGUAAGAUUUAAUUUAGUCGCAUGCCCCGUGUUUCGAAUCACUUGUCCAUCGUUACAAUACGUUGCUAGUUACGUCACUGUGAGAAUCAAUGCAAUGACGACGCGUUAACUUUGAUACACUGCCCUCCUACUGAUACUGCCAAUCAAUGAAAAAGACUUGUUUCACGCGAAAGCUCAUCAGCCAAUUAAAUUACUGCCAGAUUUUACUGCCAGACGACUUACUAGCAUUAUUUUUUACCAUACGACCAACUGUCCCAUUUACGAAACUCACGCUCGAAAUAUUUCGGACCAUGGAAACAGUCCAGGGUAUACAUUUUGUUCCUCAAAGGAAAAGAACAACACUUUUCUCUUUGCAUUUGAUACGUAGCUUUCGCGUAAUUCAAUGGAGUACUUUUUUUAUGCAUAUUCUCAACUGUAUACAGUAUCGACAAUCUAAAUGAUAAGGUUCGUUUUUUUUUUAUAUAUAUAUCAAUCACUUACAUUCUCUCAGCAUUUAAUAUUCACUAGCCACAUCUUUUGAUGUAGCGUCAUCGUCGUGUGAAUUCCCACAGUUUCGUCGAUUAGAUAUUAUUUAAAAAAAUAGACAGGAAAAAAGAAACGAUCACUGGCGGAACACAGAAUACUAUAAUAAUUAUAUUUUAGUAAAAAAAAGAAUUUAUCAUUAAUAUACUUGUAGGAUAAUCAGCUGCGUAAGCGGACAUCACGAUUUUAUCUAAUUACGGCGUAGUUCUGUAAGAGAACCAUAAUUGCUAGUCUUUAAUUUGCGACGUGCUCGCGUGUACUCGCACGUCUCGACGGAAUAUAUACUGGAUGUUUAAUGAAUCCUUCGGUUGGAGCAACUUUAUCAGUCUGCAAGGGAACUUCUUUUUAUUUUAUCUAAAAUACUUCAAUUUUAUACAUAUAUAUAAAUAAAAUAUUUGUGGAGAUUUGAAUCAUUUAAUAAACGAGCUAUUAAACGAAAUUUUAAGAUUACAUGCUCUGAAUGAAAAUCGUGAUUCAAUCGUUUUAAAUUACUUUUCCAAAGUAUUGUCCUUGUGACGAAUUUUCGAAUCUCACUACGAAGGCUGAUUUCUAUAUUUUUAGCAAAAUUUUAGAGCAGACGAAGAUCUCCUCGGUCGUUUAUGACGAAUGUAUUAUUCUUAUGCAUUUUACUAAUCUUUUACGAACAAUUAAGAGCGAAAGAUAGGCACGUUGCAAAAUGCUAAAGUUGCGUCCAACGAUCUAACUAUUUACCUAACAUAUAUGCGUGUGUAUCAAGCAUAAGGAUCGACUAAAUCGAUGAAUAAAGAUAACGAAGAGCAGGGAAUAUGAUAAACGAAGAAGAAGAAGAAUAAAAAAAAAAAUAUAAUGCCAUUUUUAUGUAUACAUAUAUUGUACUAAUGAUUACUAUAAAUUUUUUGUUUUAUUAAUAUUAUUCUUACUAUUAUUAUGGUUUAUUAUCGUCGGAUACUGAUUCUUGUUUAUAAAAUAAUUGCUAUUAAUUGAUAAUUAUCGCGCGGUCGCGGAUCACCGUUGUAAUAUGCGCUUUGAUUUUUAUACAUAAUAUAUAUAUAAUAUAUAUAUAUAUCAUAUAUUAUUAUAUGUAUAUAAUAUAUAUAUAUAAAGAAUCGAUUACUCUGUAGGUGACGUAAGUGUAUUUUGAUAUAGUGCACGAUAUCGUAUGCGUAGGUGCGUGCGUGCGUACGUGUGUGUCUGUGUAAAUGUGAUGUGUCUGCGUGCAAAUGUGACACGAAUAAUUCUACAUGUGUCCGGCCUCAAUCGUCGGGCAUACGCAGAACAAAUUUUACAUUAUUUGUAAAUGUCGUUGAGUUAUCGGUACGUCUGUUUUAUUUUUUUGUUUUCUUCCGUGCUUAUCUUUUUAGCUAGAUAUCGUACAGGCAGUUACGUUUCCAUCGAGACGAAUGGCACUCCUGGUAUCGUCCGCAAAAAAUUCGCUAACAAUAUGUCACGGAAUUAUAUAAAUAGAAAUUUAAUUGUACCAUUGAACCCCAUUGAACCUAACUAUGACAGAUAUUAAAAAAUUCCUCAUUGCAUAAUUUUUUAUAUUUACAAAUUAUAACGAUUGACACGAGUACGUACUAUUUCACUGUAAAAAUUUACAUGUUCUUCUUCAGUCGAUCUUCAAUGAAUGGCAAAAUUUUUCAUACGUACGAUACGCGACGUGCCGUUCGUCGGCAACACAAUUCCUCCUGGAAGAUGUAACACGCGUCUCAAUCAAGACUGUAAAUAGCAAAUAGCAGGCGUUCGAUGGACCUCCACCUUAAGGUUCCCACACUACUCCCGACGUUUAAGUGCCUAAAAAGAAAGAAAAAAAAAAUGGAAAGGAAAGAAAGAAACCGGAAUAAAACGCGUCUAUCCUCCUCGAACCUUCGUUGUCUAGUUUCUAGAAGUGGGUAAGAUACUAUUUUGACGGCUGGAUGCCACCACGAGACAUAUAACUUUCAAAGGGCUAACAUACAUACCGUUUCAAGAGUGCUGCAACAUACACACACACACACACACACACACACACACACACACACACA